Scedosporium apiospermum is the source of this 279-nucleotide messenger RNA. RefSeq lists its product as uncharacterized. Lineage: Eukaryota; Fungi; Ascomycota; Sordariomycetes; Microascales; Microascaceae. The transcript is spliced from 3 exons. Bases 1 to 279 code for a protein of 92 amino acids. The record is from RefSeq and is a predicted model, not a curated record.
AUGGUUCGCAUCACUCUCUUCGCUACUCUCGCUUUCGCCGCCACCGCCCUCGCACAGGCCAUCCCCAACAACGCGGGCGCCAGAAACGUAGGAAACGGGCAAGGACAGCAAUUCACCACCGGCGGCUGCGUCGCCGACGCCGACUGUCAGGGAACUGGCAUUUGCUCUGGUAUUGGCGCCGAGUUCCAGAAUGGCAAGCAGGGUUGUGGCUUCGUCGAUCCUAACGCCGCUGCUACGAUUGAAGCUGCCCAGGCCCAGGUUGAAGCCCAGGGCUUUUAA